AUGAUACCUAACUACAAUGGUGAUUCUCGUGAAAGAGAAGUUCAAACUUAUAAAGGCCAAGUUCGUUGUGAUUCAAUUCUUUUUCAUUGCUUUUUUGGAAUUCCUUUUAUGAUUAUGUAUUUUUAUGGAACAUGGGAUGUAUGGUUUUUGUACAUUACUAUUUUCUUCCCAUAUGCAAUGAUUGGACAAAUAGGCUUGUGCGUUGCAGGCUGAAAGAGCGGUAUUAAAACAGUCUCAACUUAUUCUUCUUUGCUAAGGUCCACUAAAAUCGUUUUCUGGGUACUUCUAGUAGGGGUUGGAUUGGGCUUCAUAGCAUCAUUUUUAUCUAAUUGAACGAUUUCUUGUGAUGAAGAAGAAUUCGACAGUAAUUGUGAAAAUGAUGAAAAUAUAGCUGAAGGACUUACAGUAAUUACUGGGAUACUGUGCUUCAUUUUUGGUAUAACUUUAGUGCUUUUGCAUUACUCAUUUCGCCACGCAAAAAAGCUACUAAAAGCAAUGAAAAAUGCAUCACAGCCUUUAAAUUCAUCUCAGCCUUUAAAUGCACCGCUAAUCAUGAAUCAAGAACCAUUUGUUUAUCCUCAAGCGAAUCUUAUAAUUCCUCAAAGUCAGCAAAAUUAUUAUCAAAAUAAUCCUCAGUUUGGAUAUCCUCCUGUUCCUCCCAGCGGGUAUCCAUAUGUUCAGCCAGUUGCUGCAUCCCCAUUACCCCCUGCAGUAUACCAAAAGCUUUAA
Blepharisma stoltei is the source of this 729-nucleotide messenger RNA. NCBI's taxonomy places the organism in Eukaryota, Ciliophora, Heterotrichea, Heterotrichida, Blepharismidae. The record is from the annotation of a GenBank genome assembly.